CCCGUCUCUCGUGGGCCAUAUAAUCCUCAUUCAUCACCACCCUAAUCCCUUCCUCCUCCGCUACGUGACACUUUCUGCACCGUCUUGACCUGAUCACAUUCAACACCACUGGUAAGCAAUCGUACUACCUAUCUUCAUCGCCAAUAGUGGCCCCGUCAAUAGUGGCCCUCUUCACCUCCUCACUCACUUUGGAAUCUGGUUUCUUCUUUGCCUUGCUCCGACUCUCCCCUCUUCGUCACAUCCGUCCUGUUUGCUUUCACACGAGCCUCUCCUUCUGAGCGCUUGAGACUCCGUUGGAACUAAGCCAGCCACUAAUCUCUUUCUUUCAGAUCUUUCUAAGUGUGCUCACAUCACUCCAACCUACCCUAAAACCAUAGUCCGCCAGAGCCGAUAUGCUACCCGCCCAUCGUGACCAUUCCAUCAAAACGCAGAGCGCGAUGCCCUCAAGACAUCACGGUAGCCUCUGGAGCGCUGGCCCAACGGGUGCUCAUGUGGAGGCCUCUCAGCAUGGUGGAAACAACUACGUCUCUAAAGCCGACUUUCACGCUUUGCAGCUAAGAGUUUUGGCUCUUGAAGCGAAGAUGGGUGUCGUGACCGAUUCACCGGCCAGCUCUGCUACACUCGACGGUGUCGACGUCGUCGAAGUUAUUGAAGCCUUGAACAUCAACGGGAAGUCAGAAAAGCCUGAUCCAGUCACAGUCAGCGUGCCGCCACACCUGCGAGGUAAACGCGUCGAUCCAGAGCCACCUAAAAAGGCGGCGCCUUUGGAGGGAAAGGAGAAGGAAACAGUCAUGCCUUCCAAGGAAGACAUCUACACCCAAUUCUCCCACAAGCUGCCGAUGUUCAUCCGUAACCUGACUCCGCUACCGGACUCCAACAUCAAUAUCAUUCCGCCCACGACCACGACCAAGACCAUGACCUUCACCCUUGACUUCAUCCGCAGCUUCUUGGGCGGUAUCGAAUGGUCCCCAGGUCUCUUCUAUGUUCCUCCGAGCCACGGUCGUAGCGUGCUUCCAACUCGCACCUUCUACUUGCUCGACGGCACCUAUCAACCAUACCUUCCUGUUGGUCCAGGCGCUCACGGCGCCAUCUUGACGGCCUUCUUCAACGAAAACCCGGAAGAGUACGAUGGCGAUGAAGCCGGCGCUGCCUACGAGAACGUCCCCGUCUUCAUCUGCAACUCCCAGUAUACCAAGCAGAUCGAGUACCCCUUUCAGCAAGAGCUGAACGGCGCCACCCCUCCUGGCCGCGAGGGAAAACAUCUCCAGACACGCUACACGUACUAUGGCACCUACUCCCAAUCCCGCUGGUCCGACAAGCUGGACUAUGAUCGCUUGCAGGAAGAUGUUCCCCAUAGCACGAAGAUGCACAUCGCAGAGACUCUGUCGGAGGUUGGUCGUCCAGAGUGGGUCACUGAGGCUCUGAUGAAGCAUUUCUUCCCCAAGCCGGAGUACGAGGGCCGUCUCCCGAAAGGCGGCAAAAUCGGCGGUGCAGCCGGAAACCUCGGUGCCCGCACCAACAUCACCGAAGAAAGCGAGGAGGAGGCCGUGCAGACCCAGAUUGAGCACGAUAUCGCGUCCUACCUGCGCAAGCUAGAGACCUGGGAUAAGGACUCGCGGAUGAAGAUCAAGCUGCUGAAGAAGGAGAACAUCCUUGAGGCGUUUGAGAAGCCGGACGUUGAUGACCCGCCGGGCCUGAGGUUGUUCUGGGAGUACCUCGAGUGCGUGGGCUGGGAUAAGGGCUUCUACAAUACCAUGGUUGAGCAGAUGCUCAAGUCGGCUUCGCGCUGAUUUGAGACGGCUUGAUGGGCUGCGCCUGAUGGUGGGUAGUGGAUUGGACUUGAUUUUGGGGUUGAUCUUGAUUUCCUAUUUAUCUUGGCUUUAUUGGGAAUUUGGAGUUGAAGGCGUUGGGUAUUUCACUGGAGAAUGGCUACGGGAUCU
Messenger RNA from Mytilinidion resinicola, 1940 nucleotides. RefSeq lists its product as uncharacterized. The coding region runs from base 393 to 1790 and encodes 465 amino acids. The record is from RefSeq and is a predicted model, not a curated record. The transcript is spliced from 4 exons. NCBI's taxonomy places the organism in Eukaryota, Fungi, Ascomycota, Dothideomycetes, Mytilinidiales, Mytilinidiaceae.